AUGAGUGAAUAUAUUCGAAGUCCUCUGAUAAGAUUAAUGUAUGAAAAGUUGGAUCAUCAAAAUAAACAUUCGAACUCAAAUCAUGACCAUUGGUAUGAUUAUCGCUCUGAAUAUUUAGAUUUUGAACUUCGGAACAAGUUUAUUAAAUCAAAACAAGAUGAAGAAACUUGCGAGUUUUUGAACAAUUGCUAUGUCAAAUCUGACUGGUUAUUUACACACUUUUAUCAUGCUAUUGCUAAAGCUGUUUUAACUUGGUUCAUGACUUCAACUUCUAUAAAUGGUUUAGUUGGCCGUGGUUCUAUGUUUGUUUUCUCAUCAGCACAAUUUCUUCGCUUACUUGAUGUUAACGAUAGCUUCAAGUCGAAUUCUUUACUCGACUUAGGUGCCGGUGACGGCAAUGUGACAUUGAAAAUGGCUCCUUACUUUAAAGAUAUAUUCGUCACAGAAAUUUCUCCAGUUAUGCGUUGGCGUUUAAGUAAACAUGGCUUUACAAUUUUAGACGUUGACUCUUGGGAAUUAAUAAAUAAAGAAUUGAAUACACCCAAAGUUCCAUCUCAUUUUGAUGUUAUUAGUUGUUUAAAUUUAUUGGAUCGUUGUACAGCUCCAAUUACCUUAUUGAAACGAAUUAGUCAAGCUUUAAAACCUACGACGGGAAUUUUAAUUCUUGGGAUAGUUUUACCAUUGAAACAAUAUGUUGAAAGUCGUGAAAUUUUCACAAACGCACCUGAAUAGGUUGUACAAUUAAUUGACAUCAAAACCUAUUUAAACAAACAAAAGACAGAUAACUUGUUGAAAUAUCUAGGUGGAAGGAGCAGGUAGCCCAGAUAUUUAUGCAGGCCACCGUUAUCCAGCAAAACUACUUAGAGAAAGUAUUCUUUUGUUUAAUUAUAUUUUUAAUAGCAUAACUCAUAUUUCCAUAACAACAUUGUGCUUCUAAACAAACCUAUUUUAAAGUUUCAAGGUUUUAGAGCGUAAGUCAGUAUCUACGUUAGUCUACUGACACACC
Molecule: messenger RNA, 1006 nt
Organism: Schistosoma spindalis
Lineage: Eukaryota; Metazoa; Platyhelminthes; Trematoda; Strigeidida; Schistosomatidae
Source: the annotation of a GenBank genome assembly